CCCAAAACGCUUCGGCCGCCCCUGACAUGGAGCAUUCAGACGGGGAUUCCAAUCACGGCCGAUCCCAGCAGCAGUUGCCUCUUCUGACGAGUGGAUGCUGCGUUUAUUCCCCAAACCUGGCUUUCUGCUGCGAGUAAAUCCGUGCACCUGCCAGUGACACCGUCGGAGCAGAGCUCUCUCAUUUGGGAUCUUUCCUUCCGUGUUAUCGCUCCUAUAUUGUCCGCCCGUGUGGGAGAUGCCCGGCUGCUGACGGGCUGCGGGACACAAUGAGGAUUGGCCUCGGUGUCAUCCCGCAGCCCUGCCCGCUCGGGGGCUUUUUUUGGCCUCAGAACGUUAGCUAGCUAACAGAUUCCUUUAUUGACCAGUAAGCCUUGGAUUGUUUCGGCAUGCUAAAGGAUUUCAUGAACAACAGACAGGAGGUUUAUCUUGGCUUGACUGGAGCAAUGCGAAAGGAAGUGCGGCGUCGGAUCGAGCAGGAGAAGCUCCACAGGGCGUCUGCUGGCGUCCGCCAGCUCCAGCGCAAGUUACCGUAGGGUACUACCGCAUGCCUGGCAUACUAGGCUGAAUGGGGGUGAACCCACUUUCCGCGCUGCCACUCGGAGCUUUUGUAAAAAAAAAACAAAAAAACGAAGAGAUGACAUGCACAAGAAAAAAGAGGAAACGCAGCUGUGGGUUCUUUAAACCCUUUGUUUUUUGAAGGGAGUCCGCAACAGGCUUCCGAAAAGACCUUUUUACGAAGAUCUGGACCAUUGACACAGUUGUCAGUACACCGUCAGGUGCUGCUGCCUUUUUCUUAUUUACCACUUGUUUCCAGCUACUCAUCUUUGUGUGAGAGCGGCUGCCAGGUGGAUUCGCUGUAGUCCACAUUUCAUGUGGACUGCAACAGCCUGUCAUAGUGUGGAGGACAAGCAGCCCACAGCAGGCCCCUGGAGAGGAUCAGGAGGGGAGACAACAUAAUACACCAACAAAGGGACUCUGCUCGAAAUGGGGCGAUGUGGAUUGAGGUGUUCCUGUUCUUUGUGAACUGCGGAAAAGAAGCAACCACGAGGACGAAGGAACGAGUAGCCGACGGAGGAGGAGGGGGAGCGGUGGCUUUGGUGUUUAAAGAAACGCUGGUAUGGGUGGGGGGGCAUUCGGGAUGGCUAAUGGUAACGAGAGCAGUGAAGGGCCUGCUGGGCCCUUGGCAGCAGUAGUAGCUACCGCAGAAGGAAUGGUAGCAGAGAGUCCUUCCUCGGCUGUCUCUACCUAUAUCAAACUGGUGCUACUAGGGCUGAUCAUCUGCAUCAGCCUUGUGGGCAACCUGGUGGUGUCUCUGCUCGUACUGCGGGACCGGGCCCUGCAUAAGGCACCUUACUACUUCCUGCUGGACCUGUGCCUAGCAGACACCAUUCGCUCGGCCAUCUGCUUCCCCUUCGUGCUGGUGUCUAUAAAGAACGGCUCGGCCUGGACCUACAGCGUGCUGAGCUGUAAGGUAGUGGCCUUCAUGGCAGUCCUCUUCUGCUUCCAUGCCGCCUUUAUGCUGUUCUGCAUCAGUGUAACACGCUACAUGGCCAUUGCACACCACCGCUUCUACUCAAAGCGAAUGACAUUUUGGACAUGCGUGGCAGUGGUGUGCAUGGUGUGGACACUGUCUGUGGCAAUGGCUUUCCCGCCAGUUUUCGACGUGGGGACCUACAAAUUUAUUCGUGAUGAGGACCAGUGCAUCUUUGAGCAUCGCUACUUCAAGGCUAAUGAUACACUAGGCUUCAUGCUAAUGCUGGCUGUGCUCAUUCUAGCCACACAUGUUGUCUACAUGAAGUUACUUCUGUUUGAGUACAAGCACCGUAAGAUGAAGCCUGUCCAGAUGGUGCCGGCCAUCAGUCAGAACUGGACCUUCCACGGGCCUGGGGCUACUGGCCAAGCAGCAGCCAACUGGAUUGCGGGCUUUGGCAGGGGCCCGAUGCCGCCAACUCUGCUGGGAAUCCGGCAGAACUUGCACAACCAGAACCGGCGCCUAUUGGGCAUGGAGGAGUUCAAAGCGGAGAAACAGCUUGGCAGGAUGUUCUACGUGAUCACCCUGCUAUUCUUGGUGCUCUGGUCUCCCUACAUAGUGGCUUGCUAUUGGAGGGUGUUUGUCAAGGCUUGCACAAUACCACACAGGUACCUUUCCACCACCGUGUGGAUGAGUUUCGCCCAAGCCGGGGUCAACCCUAUUGUCUGUUUCUUCCUUAACAAAGACUUGAAGAAAGGGCUCCUUUCCCACCUACCAGCCUGCUGCAGGACUAAACCUCAUCUGCCACGAGAGCCUUAUUGUGUCAUGUAAGCAGAGAUGAUGAUCUAAACAUGGAGAAAUAACAAGGGACAGGCAACAGCUGUGUUUGGGGAGUGUUUGCUUGAGCUAUUGUGGCGUUUGAUUAAAUGCAAGCUACUUGUAAGCAGUGGGUGUAAACUAGUGAGUGUAAUGGUUAAAACACUGGAAUGGUAAGCAUGUAUUUCCAUCUACCAACCCCUUUUCACUUAAAACAACAGCAUACAUGGAGUCAGACCUGGACUUUUGAUAACAAGAGAAAAAUUACUUUAAUAGCAAAACAUGCAGGUAAUAAUGCCGUCAUUGGGGAAACCAAGCCAGACAGAACAGCCACAUACAAAUUACAUAAGUGCUUCAAUGAGAAUAUAUAAAUUGCCAAUUAGAAAAAAAUCUUGGAUUGACACAAAAGAUAUGACUUAGUUUUGGUGACAAAAGAUGAAAAGAGGACAAAGAAGCAACGUUUCUAGACUAAAUCUAAAUUUCACUAACAUGUCGGAUAGGGAUGUCACUAGAACCAAUACUUUGGUACCAAGUCAAUAACAAAAUUCUGAACAGCCGACUGUACUUUCUACAGUACCGCAUGUAUCGAAAUGAAAUUCUUCCGGACCUGACCCAGGCAGCAUAUACGCUACAAGUGUUCUUGUCUGCCGUUAAAUGCCAAAGAAGAACAAAGCCAACCAAUACGGAAGAACGGUGAAUAGCCCCUCAUCUCAGUACACACUCUGAUCGCUUGACUGCAUGAAUGUAUUAUUAUUAUUAUUAUUAUUAUUAUAAGACCUGGAUACAUUGUCAAGGCAGGGCCCCUUACAUUCCUAUUGGAGUUGCACAGUGAUGAUAAAGCCAUCAUGGAGCCAAAACCACAUAUAACCACACUGCUUCCGCACUGUGCGGCCCAUAGAGCAGGCGCAUUAGAGACCUCCGCUGGCCGAGCCGGCUACUUUCUGUUUAGCGCUCCGCUAAUUUGAAUGGGUAUUAAAUGAUUUAAUCAUGCUGUUCUUCUAGACUUUCCAAAUGUUAUCGGACCGAAUGGAUCAAAUUCUGAAAGUGAAACGAGUCAUUUCGAAGGGGCUGUGACCCUCGAAAUGUUUUACCCACUGAUUUACAGACGUCGCUUACUCCAUGUAAGACUAUGGGGGAAAAGGUGUUUUUGGGCCAACGGGCAUCACAUGACGGGGCAGGAGUUGUAAUUCCACUGUUCUACAUCUACGGCGAUGGCUUUCACAAGUUCACCUGGAACUCCCACACUGCGAGUAAGUCGGUUUCUCUGUGCCGUUGUUUUUCCCAUAGACGAUAGCAGACAUUAGCUAACGUUAGUGCUUGUUCCAGCAGACCUCUGCCAGACUAGCAUAACGUCAGUUAACUUUAACUGGCCCGGUUCAGUUGGAAAAUACAAUGGCAGAGAGAAACAGACUUUACUUUACAUAUCAAUGUUUGGGAGUUUCAGGUGAACUAAUGGAAGACAUUACCGUAUGCUAGCUGUCGGGUGAUGCCAGGCCUUAGAACAGGCUGUUGGUCUAGAAGACCCCCCCCCCCCCCUUAACCACCGCAAAACAGUGACAGGAAAAAAAAUGAUUUAAAAGAAAAAAAUGACACUGAACAAAGUGUUAUCCUUGUUAUCCUUAUCCUAAAAUACACAUUAUAAUAGGAGUGUAUGUAUAAGUACAUGGGUUUUGUUUUAGUUUUUUACUGUGGUAUCAAAUUGGGUGUUGAGAAUCGUGGAAUUUUGCUGGAAAUGACAUCCCUAAUGUUGGAUUAGUUACAAAAGGUCCCCAGGCAGAGUUAAACCAGGGAUGUUGCUGUUGACAUCUUAACCCAUAAGCCACCUAUUUCAUUAGUUUAAAUUUUGGUACUUGACAAAAUUGUUUCACGGGUCCAUGACACAGCACUCUAUCCAAAGAGGGUCUCUUUUUGUUCAGUUUUUUAGCCACGUAGAGACAUUUAAAAAGGACGAUCUUAAAAGGCAGGGUUGGUAAAGUUGUGAAGCUAGCAAAUUUUGAAAGUAGCAUCUCCUCUGGGCUCCGUC
Messenger RNA from Perca fluviatilis (European perch), 4310 nucleotides. RefSeq names its product G protein-coupled receptor 173 (gene gpr173). The record is from RefSeq and is a predicted model, not a curated record. Gene Ontology annotation, cellular component: plasma membrane. Gene Ontology annotation, molecular function: G protein-coupled receptor activity. Bases 1118 to 2302 code for a protein of 394 amino acids. Gene Ontology annotation, biological process: G protein-coupled receptor signaling pathway. NCBI's taxonomy places the organism in Eukaryota, Metazoa, Chordata, Actinopteri, Perciformes, Percidae. The transcript is spliced from 2 exons.